UGUUCUGAGCUUAUUCAAAACCACGAGAUUCAUCCAUGAGUAGGACCCGACAUCGAUUUCAUUUUUCUUUUACCAGAAAAUUUACUCAAUCAACCUUCAGGUUCAAAAUUCUGAUCGCGUUGCCGCCCAUGAUGGACUUUGCCUGAUCACUCCCCUCGCCCACGGCCGCAGCGACCGCGUCGGCAUUCAUGCUUACACUCUCCCACUCGCCCUGCUCAUCGGUGGUCAGCGGCGGGAAGAAGGGGUGGUCGGUGCCGAACAUGAGCCUGUCCGCUCCGCUCGCAUCUAUGGCCGCCUUCAACCCAACCUCGGAGUAGAUGACGGCGUCGAGGUAGAUCUGCUCCUUGAGCACAUCCCACACCUUUCUGCGGCCCUUGCCGGCCUUGCCCUCGCGCACCAGCUGGCCAUCGUGCAUGAUGCAGCUCUCGAUGCGUCCCGCAAGGAAGGGCAGCGUGCCGCCGCUGUGCGCCAGAAGCAUGCGCAGCUCGGGCACCGCGUCGAAGACGCCUGCCAAAAACAUGCGUGUGACGGCGAUGGUGGUCUCCAUUGGGAAGCCCAGCGCCAGAGGCAGCACAUGGCCGUACUCAUUGCUCGCCCUGGGGCCCCAGACGUCGUUGGGCAAGCCGUAGUGCGGGUGCAGGAAGAUGGUCAGGCGGGCCGCGGCAAUGGCCUUGAAGAUGGGCAGCAGGUCCGGAUCGUCGAGACCCUUACCCAGGCCCGAGGUGCCGAGAAUGAUGCCGCGACAAUACUUGAGUGCUCUGACGUGGUUGAUGGCCUCGAGGAUGGUCUCGAGCGACGCAGUUAGGGGCAGGGUGGCGAAGAAGAAGAGACGGCCAGGGUGGGCGGCGCACAUGGCGUCGAACUCCUCGUUGACACCCUUGGCCAUAGCGCCCGACUCGGAGGCGUCGACAAAGUCGAGCCAGGGGUUCGCCAAGGAGACGACCGAGAUGUCGAUCUUGUGCGUAUCCAUGAAAUGCACCUUCUGGUCCAGUGAGGCGUAGUGCGAGGUCAGCGGCCGGCCCGGGGGCUUGGCCGAAGAGUCCUUGGUGGCUUCAUCGAGGGCCUGCUCCUCCGAGGCGAGGAGGAUGAAGCGCGGGUCCGGCGUUUGCGGGAAGCUGCGCACGACGGGAAUGGUGGUUCGAGAUUCAAGAAUCUUGAUAUACGAAGGGGGGUACAUGUGGGUGUGGAUGUCCACCACUUUCAUGGGCGUUGAUGAUGAUGAUGAGGCCAUUUCGUCUCUGGCCAGCGGGCGUUUGGUUUCCCUUUUCCGUUGGGGGGUUUGAGUGUUACCGACCCGAGCCGAAGCGAAUGAGGGGUGAUGGAUCAACAGAAAAUGGGCAUCUGUUUCUUUGUGAGUCGAGUCUUGCUACUAAUGACUGUUUCCCGGCGUGGAAUAAAGACAUGGGAGGAGAUGCCCGCCGACUUACAGAAAAAUCGAGAGGCUCAAUGGUGAGUCAAGUCGAGCAGCUUACUUACAAGUCACGGUUUCAGGAAUACACGGAACAGAGAAAACAGCGGCUGGACUGGUUUCGGGGCGGAACAGAGACCGGCGCUUCGUCUUUUACAAGUACCUUGAGGUAGGUAAGUACCGGUUACCCGACAGACUACGUCUUUCCAGGAAGGUGACGAGGUUGCCACGACCCGCACGCGCAAAUCCAGCAAAUCCAAAGUUCCCCUCAUUGCACUCCGUAUGCGCACCCAACGUGCAACCCUCCAGUCUCAUUGUCCCACAAACCGCAAACCCCACACGCGGGCGUCUCCAAUUGCGGUGGCUGUAAUCUUACCCCGCCGUUAUCUCAACCUCCGCCCGGACCCUUAUCAUCACCCUUUCCCUCACCUAUCUUUUUGGUGGCGGGGUAAACGAACACCACCUUAUUCGUCUUACACGUACGUAUAACGUGUAGGAGGUCUCCGAUCCCCCUCGCUCCACUGCGGUUCUAGCCGGGCCUGUAGCGCCCCCCGGGCUCCUCCCAAAGUCUUUUCUCUGUCCCUGUAUCGCCCGUAUGGCCGGGAUCAACAAGGGAGCCUUGACAUGUCCGGAUUAUGUAGAUGGUGCCGGUGGUUGGCUAGCAUGAUACGACGUCAAUGCUCGGCUUGUGGUUGGCUGGCGUGCCGCUCUCACGGGCUGUGAUUCGAAAACCAGUGAGAUAUAAGUCACUCGGAUCCCAUCCCGCGCGUUGCGGUGGUGAGGAACCUUAUCACGACUUCUUAUCCAGUCCCCCCCCCAUCGCCUUUGCUUCAAGUGAUGCUCUCUUGUUGCAGAUGUCUGAUUGACGAAUCCCAAACCGUAUUCCUCCACAUGAACACAGCAACACAGCAACAAAACAACACCUCAGAGGCACGAUACUGACUGACAUCGCCAUGGCGGCCACCGCGGUAGACAAGGAGGGCCUCUUCAUCCCCCUCAUCGACUUCUCCGCCUUCCUCAACGGCGAUCCCGCCAAGCGUACCGCGACGGCCAAGCAGAUCCUCAGCGGGUUCCAGAACGCCGGGUUUAUCUACCUCAAGAACGUGCCCAUCACUCCGGAGCUCCGCGCCGCCACCUUUGCCAAGUCAGCCGACUUCUUCGCCCAGGACGACGCCGCGAAGCUCGCCCUCGGCUGGACGACGCCCGAGGCGAACCGCGGCUACUCGGCGCCCGGCCGCGAGAAGGUCAGUAACCUGACGACCACGGCCGAGAUCGAAAAGGUGCGCGCGGGGAACCCCGACCUGAAGGAAAGCUACGAGAUCGGCCGCGAGGGCGAGCCCGACCACCCUAACCAGUGGCCCGUCGAGGAGCCGGGUACGCGCGUCGCUGGCUUCAGGUCGCAGAUGCUCGAGUUUCACGACCAGUGCAAGGCGCUGCAUGUCGAGGUCAUGCGCGCCAUCGCCGUCGGCAUGGGCAUCGACGAGCACUUCUUUGACAGCUUCACCGACGCCGGCGAUAACACGCUGCGCCUGCUGCACUACCCCUCCGUCGACCCUAACGUCUUCAAGAUCAACCCCGGCCAGGUCCGCGCCGGCGAGCACAGCGACUACGGCUCCAUCACGCUGUUGUUCCAGGACGACCGCGGCGGCCUCCAGGUCAAGAGCCCCAACGGGCAGUUCGUGGACGCGACGCCCAUCCCGGGGACGGUGGUUGUCAACGCGGGCGACCUCCUGGCGCGGUGGAGCAACGACACCAUCAAGAGCACCAUCCACCGCGUGGUCGAGCCCCCGAGGAAACCAGAGGACGGCACCGAGUACCCGCCGCGGUACAGCAUUGCGUACUUCUGCAACCCCAACUUCAAGAGCCAUAUUGAGGCAAUUCCCGGCACAUAUGCAACGGAAUCAGAGAAGAAGUACGAAGGUAUUAACAGUGGGACGUAUCUCGUGCAGCGGCUGACGGCCACAUACUGAUUCGCUUCACUGGGCAAAUGGUACGAGGGCGCCCCAGGUACGACUGAUGAGACUGGUCUAAGGGUGCGAAAGCGGGCAACUGUCAUUCAGUGAAAUGCAGCAGUUUUUUGUUUCUCGUGUUAGGUUUCGAUGGCGAAGCGGGCAGGGCAUCAAGAUGAAUGCCAGCAUGCCACACAAAAGUCGCCCCAUGGUUCAUGGUUUUUUUUUUUUU
Colletotrichum destructivum is the source of this 3589-nucleotide messenger RNA. Its product is annotated as Putative oxoglutarate/iron-dependent dioxygenase, non-hem dioxygenase domain-containing protein. Gene Ontology annotation, molecular function: 2-oxoglutarate-dependent dioxygenase activity. The record is from RefSeq and is a predicted model, not a curated record. The transcript is spliced from 3 exons. Bases 2362 to 3378 code for a protein of 338 amino acids. Lineage: Eukaryota; Fungi; Ascomycota; Sordariomycetes; Glomerellales; Glomerellaceae.